CUCCCUUGGCGGCGGGUCACCUUUCCAUGUUCUAUAGUUUUCAUUCUAUCAAAAAUUUCAAUGAAUCAGUUGCCAUGGAAUUCAUGACAAGAUUCCUAAUGAAGUUUAUGAUUAUGAUGGAGUAUAUAGAACUAAGGGUUUGUUUGAUAAAUCCGCCAAGCUUAAUGAUUUUAUCCUCCAAACAGGAGAAGUCGAUCCAACCAUACCUGCUAAACAUGAUCUUCCUACCUGUGAUCUUUUGGGUGUUUGAUAACUUGUACAGCAAUGAGAUAACCUCUGUUGCUGUUGCUGUGAAUGCCAUUCGAGCUGGGUCGGAUCCUGAAGCCACAGCUCAAAAGAUUGCAGCUUUUGCAAGACAGAGUGGAGAUGAUAAGAUGAGAUCAACCCCAUUCUCAACAGCUGCCCAAAAAGCUGGUUUUCGUUAUUCUGUGUGUGUAUGAUUGAUGAAUGUAAUUGUAAAUCUUAAUGAAAUAAAAAAAAAAAGUUGAAUGGUGUUU
Impatiens glandulifera is the source of this 497-nucleotide messenger RNA. RefSeq lists its product as uncharacterized. The transcript is spliced from 2 exons. The coding region runs from base 27 to 440 and encodes 137 amino acids. The record is from RefSeq and is a predicted model, not a curated record. NCBI's taxonomy places the organism in Eukaryota, Viridiplantae, Streptophyta, Magnoliopsida, Ericales, Balsaminaceae.